AUGUCACCCUCUCCCACUCUAUGGCCGACCAACCUUGGAUUUGGCGGCAGCUCUACAGUAUGGCUGGCUUCUGACCAGAAGCAACAGGAGUUAGUUGCUAUCAAAAAAAAGUCUGCUGAUUCUGCCUCGAAAUCCCAGGAAGUAGAUAUUCUAAAACAUCUUCAUCCGCACCCAUUGAUCAGACAGCUGCCGGACAAUUUCAUUGAAAUUAGUCCCAAUGGAGCUCACAAUUGCCUGGUCAUGGAAAUGGCUAGUUGUAGCUUGACGCAAUCAAAGUCCUUGGCCUUUCACGGACUACUGGAUCUUCAUAUCGCUCGAGCUAUUGCUGCAGACCUGGUUUUAGCCGUCCAGUUUUUACACGGACAAAGCAUUAUCCAUGGUGACCCUUCGCAAUUGUAUCGGAAAUUUGGCGAUCCAAUUCUUGAGCCUAUUGUCCGAGUUGAUGGCAAACCUCUCCCAGCAGGAGUUCCUACUCACGUCGUUGGGCCUGCAAGAGUUGGAAUUCGGUCUGACCAAAUCACCCCUACCUAUUUGCCCAUCAUGCUCUCCGACUUUGGUUCGAGUUACUACCCUAGUAAAACAAGACGGACUAACGCAUAUACGCUCCCCCAUCUUGUUCCACCUGAAAUUUUCUUUCUUGACAAACAAAACGAUAAAUAUAACCUUUCAUUCCCCAGCGAAAUUUGGACCCUUGGAUGUACCAUAUUUGAAAUCAUUGGUAGUGGGGGCCCCUUUAGUACCUUAGGUGGUGGCAUACUCCAGGACCAAGUCAGUGUUCUGGGAAAGCUCCCUGAUCCAUGGUCGUCACAAUGGGAGUCCAGAGCCGAUUUUUUUAACGAGGAUGCAACUAUUGAUAUCACGACUGGUGCUCCUUUCCAAGAUAGCCUGGAAGAACGGUACGAUUGGUUCGUUAACGCAGCUCGGCGGCGAUCAGACAUGGAAGAGCAGGGGGAGGAUGAGAAGAAGGCUUUCCUGCAUAUGAUUUUAUUUACCAAGCGACAGGGCUACCAUUAG
This is a messenger RNA of Paracoccidioides lutzii Pb01, 1014 nucleotides long. Its product is annotated as kinase domain-containing protein. Gene Ontology annotation, cellular component: nucleus; cytoplasm. Gene Ontology annotation, biological process: protein phosphorylation; intracellular signal transduction. The coding region runs from base 1 to 1014 and encodes 337 amino acids. The record is from RefSeq and is a predicted model, not a curated record. The transcript is spliced from 3 exons. Gene Ontology annotation, molecular function: ATP binding; protein serine/threonine kinase activity.